Phytophthora infestans T30-4 is the source of this 540-nucleotide messenger RNA. RefSeq lists its product as uncharacterized. NCBI's taxonomy places the organism in Eukaryota, Oomycota, Peronosporomycetes, Peronosporales, Peronosporaceae. The coding region runs from base 1 to 540 and encodes 179 amino acids. The record is from RefSeq and is a predicted model, not a curated record. Gene Ontology annotation, molecular function: monoatomic ion channel activity. Gene Ontology annotation, biological process: monoatomic ion transport; transmembrane transport. Gene Ontology annotation, cellular component: membrane. The transcript has a single exon.
AUGGUAGACCCCAAUUCUUCGCGCGGAGCGUCGCUCUACAGUUUCUUCAUUGCAUGUGCAGCCUUCACCAGUUGCUUCAACCUACCGGUAUUUCUACAAACGCUGGACGGUCAGAACCACCAUAGUUCUGAGUCUGAGUACCCAAAACUUUCCAACGAGAGCGGCUACUAUGACGCAGACCUUGUCUAUAUCAUCAUUUUCACCCCGGAACUACUCGUUCGCCUCGUCAUUUGGCCAUCUUUGGGGCGCGAACAUGAAUACCUCACCGAGCGACGUCUGAAGCCAUUUCUACGCGCCUUUUUUAACUGGUUCGAUGUCGCUGCCAUCGUCCCAUUCUACACCGACCUCAUCUUCGUACUCCGACGAAAGGCAACGUGGCAAGCCGGCUUCGCUGUCAUGAUUAUCAUGUCUGGUACGCUCUUCUUGUCCAUGUCUCUCGCUAUUAUCGGUACAGAGUUCGAUCGCGCUUGGAAGCAGCACGCAGAGAGUGUCAAGAAGUUCCAGCAACUUCAAUCAGGGUGCCGUGGCGAGGGACUAUAA